Colletotrichum abscissum is the source of this 540-nucleotide messenger RNA. RefSeq lists its product as uncharacterized. Bases 1 to 540 code for a protein of 179 amino acids. The transcript has 2 exons. NCBI's taxonomy places the organism in Eukaryota, Fungi, Ascomycota, Sordariomycetes, Glomerellales, Glomerellaceae. The record is from RefSeq and is a predicted model, not a curated record.
AUGAGAUGGGGUACAAAGGCUGAUCAGCCUGAUGUGUGCGAUAUUCGAUCUGACCAAAAUUUCUUCCACUUGCUGCGCGCGUCCUACGAGACAUAUCGAGCCCAAAGUCGUUGGAGUUGUCUUAGCCAACUGGUCAAUAUUUCUCGGUCUUCCUUUCUGCCCAUUGGACCAGAUUUCGAUCAUGAAACAGCAGAUACUGAGCCGCCAAUCGGAGUCAAUCUUAUGAUGCAUUUGUUUGAAUAUCCUGAUCAUGCUGAUAUUUUUCCGGUACUUUUCAAAAGGAUACCUCGGAAGAUGAGAGAAAGAUUACAACCUUGUCCAGUUAAAGGGAGUUCCGAUGGAUGGGGUAUGCAGUUCGUGGAGACGCCGAACGAACUCUAUGUAUUCAUGUUCGGCUGUGCUGGAUUCCUUCUUUGUCUCGCGAUAUCGGUUACAUGGACGUUAGUCAAGAGUGAUGUUCAAGGAGGGUUUGCGAUUGGCGGAUUUGCUCUCGCAUUCACACUAUUUUGCGGCGGAUUACUUCACUCUUACAGUACCUGA